Messenger RNA from Brenthis ino (lesser marbled fritillary), 1824 nucleotides. Lineage: Eukaryota; Metazoa; Arthropoda; Insecta; Lepidoptera; Nymphalidae. The record is from the annotation of a GenBank genome assembly.
AUGGACGACAGGAACAUGGAAACGAGCAGCUCUGCAUAUACUGACGUCUCAAGCGACCAUUCCAAGAGUAUUAUACACAUAGACGUUGAUUGUUUUUACGCUCAAGUAGAGAUGGUGCGGAAACCAGAACUACGAUCCCUUCCACUUGGAAUCCAACAGAAAAACAUUGUUGUGACCAGUAAUUAUGAAGCUAGAAAGUACGGUAUACGAAAAUGCAUGCUUGUUUCAGACGCGCAAAAAAUUUGUCCAAACUUAAAAUUAGUAAAUGGCGAAGACUUACACGACUACAGAGCGGCCUCAAACAAAAUAUUUAUUCUUCUUCAAAGUUGGAAAUGUCCGGUUGAAAAGUUAGGUAUGGAUGAAAACUUUAUUGAUGUCACAAAUUUAGUACAAGAAAAAUUAAAAAAUAUGAAAGGGACAAGCAUCACACUAUCUGGUAAUAUAUAUUGUGAACCAAAUGUUGAGUGUCAUUGUGGAUGUCACUCUAGAUUAAAAGUAGCAUCACAAAUAGCAAGUGAAAUGAGAAAUAAAAUAUAUGAUGAGUUAGGUUUUACAACAUGCGCUGGAAUAGCACAUAAUAAACUUUUAGCUAAACUUAUUUGCCCCUUAAAUAAGCCCAACGACCAAACAACUAUUUUCCCAGAGCAUGGAGCCAAUUUUAUGGCAACCUUACAAAGUGUUCGAUAUAUACCAAGUAUUGGGUCCAAGACAACAGAAGCUCUCAUUUCUCAGAAAAUAAUUACUGUAAGUGAUUUGCAAGAAGCAUCAGUGGAAGUCUUAAAAAAAUAUUUUAGUGGUGAUAUGGCUGUUAGAUUGAAAAGUUUAAGUGCAGGAGAGGACAAUACUCCAGUGAAGCAAACGGGACGGCCGCAGAGUAUAGGAUUAGAGGACAGUUUUAAAACAGUCAGUGUAAAAAGUGAAGUUGAAGAGAAGUUUACAGCACUAUUGCAGCGAUUGCUUAUACUAGUGAGAGAAGAUGGACGCAUUCCAGUUUCACUCAGAGUAACAUUAAGAAAAAAAGAUGUAAAAAGGUUGAGCAGCCAUAGAGAGUCCAGGCAGUGUCAAGUGUCACCUUCUAUAUUUACAAUAAAUAAUGGUACAUUGACAGUGACCGAGGCAGGGCAGCAAAAACUUAUGACCAUAAUAAUGAGGUUAUUUAACAAACUGAUUGACCUGUCAAAACCAUUCCAUUUAACUUUAGUGGGUCUGGCAUUCACAAAGUUCCAAGAGCGCAUGACAGGCAGAAGUUCAAUUGUUAACUACUUGAUGAAUGAUAUUUCUGUUCAGUCAGUUCUCAACAUCCAAAAUGAUUGUGAUACAUCAGCAUCUUCAAUGGAUUAUUCCGCAGCGUCUCCGAGCAGUAGCACAACAACUGAUUUGUCUGAUGCUGAAGUAGAGCCUUCACCCAAAAAGCCUAAAAAAGUUAAUUGGAUAGCUAAAAGGAGAUGUUUGUCUAAAGAGGAGGUUGCGUCACCCAGCAAACUGAAAGUAGGAGAACUUAGAUUAAAUUCAAAGGAACUGGAAAAAGUAUCGGAAUUAAGACUGAGCUCUAGAGACAGGUCACUUACACCGCGAGCAAGCCCAGCUAAAGACAAUCUAUCAGACACCUCUGACACUAUGAGGGAUAGUGCAGAAACUGGCAACUGUGAUGACUGUCCAAGUUAUGUCGAUAAGGAAGUUUUUAAUUCCCUUCCUGAAGAGAUGCAACAGGAAUUAAAGGCCAUGUGGAAAAAUCCCUCCAGCUCAGAUGUCCCCAGAAGUAGCCCCAGAAACUUGAACAAAGCAAAACCGAACUCAAUUUUGAAAUAUUUUGUUCCACACAAA